AUGAUGCAACAUGUGUCCCCAGCACUAACAAUGAUGGCCACUCAGAGCGUUCCUCCACCAUCGUACCAGGAGAGCCAACAGAUGACGGGCACCACCCAACAGAACUCCAAGGCCCAACAGGUCCACAUCUCAGCAUCCUCGGAGGCUGGGAAUAACCCCAUCAGUGUGACCCUUGACCCCCAGGCCCAGCUGGAGUCAGAUAAGCGGGCCGUUUACAGACAUCCCCUAUUCCCACUGCUGGCCCUGCUGUUUGAGAAGUGUGAGCAGGCCACCCAGGGCUCUGAGUGCAUCACCUCUGCCAGCUUCGAUGUGGACAUCGAGAACUUUGUGCACCAGCAGGAGCAGGACCACAAGCCAUUCUUCAGCGAGGACCCCGACCUGGACAACCUGAUGGUGAAGGCCAUCCAGGUGCUGAGGAUCCACCUUCUGGAGCUGGAGAAGGUUAACGAGCUCUGCAAGGACUUCUGCAACCGCUACAUCACCUGCCUCAAGACCAAGAUGCACAGCGACAACCUGCUUCGCAAUGACCUGGGCGGGCCCUACUCGCCCUCGCACACCUCGCUCAGCCUGCAGCAGGACCUCCUCCAGACAUCCUCUCCGUCCAUGACAUCAGUCUCCAGCUCCGUCAACUCCUCGGGCAUCAUGGUGCACACCGGGACCCUGCAACAGGGUAACAUUGCCAUGACUACCAUCAACUCCCAGGUGGUGUCAGGUGGCACCUUGUAUCAGCCGGUUGCCAUGGUGACAUCGCAAGGGCAGGUGUUAACCCAGGGACUCCCCCAGGGGACCAUCCAGAUCCAGAAUUCACAGGUAAACCUGGACUUGGCUUCACUCUUGGACAGUGAUGACAAGAAGCACAAGAACAAGAGAGGGGUCCUGCCCAAGCACGCCACCAACAUCAUGCGCUCCUGGCUCUUCCAGCAUCUCAUGCAUCCCUACCCAACAGAGGACGAGAAAAGACAGAUUGCAGGACAAACAAAUCUGACCUUAUUACAGGUCAACAACUGGUUUAUCAACGCUCGCAGGCGCAUCCUCCAGCCCAUGCUGGAUGCCAGUAACCCAGACCCAGCUCCCAAGGCUAAGAAGAUGAAGUCCCAACACCGUCCAACCCAGCGCUUCUGGCCAGACUCCAUUGUUGCUGGCGUCUUGCAGACACAUGGACCUCACUCUAACAACGCUGACAACCCCCUAGGCUUGGACAGCCUCCAGCCCCUGUCCUCUGACUCAGCCACCCUGGCCAUGCAGCAAGCAAUGCUGGGUGGAACCGACGACUCCAUGGAUGGCACAGAGGAAGAGGAGGAGGAGGAGGAGGAAGAGGAAGUUAUGGAGGAGGACGAGGAAGAUGAGGAGGAGGAAGAGAGCGAGGGAGGGAGACGUAUAUCCGGCGGCGGAGGAAGGAGAGAUCUGGGCAUGGAGCAUAGAGAGGGGCUAGAGUAAUGAGAUGUGUUAAAGGACAACGUGACCUUUUGACACCUGGGUUGUGUUCAGUAGUCACCAAAACAGAAGAAAACAGACUGAGACAGAAAGGGACUACCUGGAUUUCUCCACUAAGAAAUUUGUUUUGUUAUGGGUGCCCUAAUGAACACAAUUCAGACCAUACUUUCCCUCCACAAACCACACCUCCAUUCAAUCUUAACCCCUGCCCAGCCCCUAGAUUCAGGCAACAGUCACACCUUGAAUGGGCCUUUUGUUUUUUCUACCAUGGAUUUCUGUCUAGAAACUACAGAUCCGUCCCAUCAGAACUCUUAAGAAGGAAGAUCCUAUAUGAGGAUUAGGGGUCUGAAGGUGUCCUAAAAUGGUCACCAUAAAUUGUGUGUCCUAGAAUGGACACCAUACUCUGUGGACUAGUGGGUCACCACAAACCUCUUAUGUUUUAUUACUGACAAAACAAUGACAACUAUGAGUUGCUGUAUGUGAGUUGAUUGUGAACUUGUACUGUAGGUCUAUACCUGGCCGUCACGUUGGGUUCCAUGCUUUGGAAUCAUCCAAGCCUUAGUCCGUUUCAGAUUGACUCCAUGAACACGAUGUUGUCAUUAUGUUUUCCGCACACAUUUUCAUAAUGUUGAUGACGAGCGAUUUUUCACUGCAACAAAAUUGAUGUUUUCGGGCAUGAUUAAAAAAACGUUUCAUUCUUUGAGGCCAAGAGCAAAAACUGCACAAAGUAUGUAUAUUAGAUGUUUUGACGUUUGCGUUACAUUGCUGAAGGCUUGCAUAUUUAUAAACAAUUUUCUUCGAGCUUUCAGAAGACGGUUCAAAUGGCACCUUUGUAGAAGGCACAAAGUAACUGUUGUGAUGUUCUGGAGGUCUUGCAAUUGAGAAAACGCUUGAGUGAAUCUGAGUUAUCGAAGUUACUGAUGGCCAAUCAAGGUGACAAAAUCUCAAGACUGGAAAGAAAUACUCUAUGUCACAUUGAGGAUUCACAUUACAAACAAAACACUGCCUUGGUAACAGUGUCUCAAUGAGUUAAAGAAAAACAUACCGACAUGAAGAGAAAUGGAAUUGAAUCCUCACAUCUUUAAGUGAAAACCUUUGCAAGAAAAAGACAAUUUAAAGGGAAAGCCUGCAUAUUUAAAGGGAAGAGUUAAAUUCCUGAAACGAUUCUCUAUGUUUCACGUUAAGGAUUUGAAGAAACUGUGAAAACUAAGUUCAACCCUCUUUUUGUGCUAAAUGAAAUCCACAAAAUUAAGCCACCCGUUUUCUAAUGUGAUGUCUAGAAAAGAAAAACCUGUUCUUGAAUGUUCAUUGAGAUUGGUCUUUGUGAAUUAUGUUCUUCAUUAUAAACUGGGUGGUUCGAGCCCUGAAUGCUGAUUU
Messenger RNA from Salvelinus namaycush (lake trout), 2811 nucleotides. Its product is annotated as homeobox protein PKNOX2-like. The coding region runs from base 1 to 1437 and encodes 478 amino acids. Gene Ontology annotation, molecular function: RNA polymerase II cis-regulatory region sequence-specific DNA binding; DNA-binding transcription factor activity, RNA polymerase II-specific. The record is from RefSeq and is a predicted model, not a curated record. Lineage: Eukaryota; Metazoa; Chordata; Actinopteri; Salmoniformes; Salmonidae. Gene Ontology annotation, biological process: regulation of transcription by RNA polymerase II. The transcript is spliced from 10 exons.